CUAGGAUGUACACUCCCUCAGGUAGGCUAGUGGACCACCCCUGCACUAGGAUGUACACUCCCUCAGGUAGGCUAGUGGACCACUCCUAUAGUAGGAUGUACACUCCCUCAGGUAUUCUAGUCGACCACUCCUGCACUAGGAUGUACACUCCCUCAGGUAGGCUAGUGGACCACUCCUGCACUAGAAUGUACACUCCCUCAGGAAGGCUAGUGGACCACUCCUGUACUAGGAUGUACACUCCCUCAGGUAGGCUAGUGGACCACUCCUGCACUAGGAUGUACACUCCCUCAGGUAGGCUAGUGGACCACUCCUGCACUAGGAUGUACACUCCCUCAGGUAGGCUAGUGGACCACUCCUGCACUAGGAUGUACACUCCGUCAGGUAGUCUAGUGGACCACUCCUGCACUAGGAUGUACACUCCGUCAGGUAGUCUAGUGGACCACUCCUGCACUAGGAUGUACACUCCCUCAGGUAGGCUAGUGGACCACUCCUGCACUAGGAUGUACACUCCCUCAGGUAGACUAGUGGACCACUCCUGCACUAGGAUGUACACUCCCUCAGGUAGGCUAGUGGACCACUCCUGCAAUAGGAUGUACACUCCCUCAGGUAGGCUAGUGGACCACCCCUGCACUAGGAUGUACACUCCGUUCGGUAGGCUAGUGGACCACUCCUGCACUAGGAUGUACACUCCCUCAGGUAGGCUAGUGGACCACUCCUGUACUAGGAUGUACACUCCCUCAGGUAGGCUAGUGGACCACUCCUGUACUAGGAUGUACACUCCCUCAGGUAGGCUAGUGGACCACUCCUGUACUAGGAUGUACACUCCCUCAGGUAGGCUAGUGGACCACUCCUGUACUAGGAUGUACACUCCCUCAGGAAGGCUAGUGGACCACCCCUGCACUAGGAUGUACACUCCCUCAGGUAGGCUAGUGGACCACUCCUGCACUAGGAUGUACACUCCCUCAGGUAGGCUAGUGGACCACUCCUGCACUAGGAUGUACACUCCCUCAGGUGGGCUAGUGGACCACCCCUGCACUAGGAUGUACACUCCCUCAGGAAGGCUAGUGGACCACUCCUGCACUAGGAUGUACACUCCCUCAGGUAGGCUAGUGGACCACUCCUGCACUAGGAUGUACACUCCCUCAGGUAGGCUAGUGGACCACUCCUGCAAUAGGAUGUACACUCCCUCAGGUAGGCUAGUGGACCACCCCUGCACUAGGAUGUACACUCCGUUCGGUAGGCUAGUGGACCACUCCUGCACUAGGAUGUACACUCCCUCAGGAAGGCUAGUGGACCACCCCUGCACUAGGAUGUACACUCCCUCAGGUAGGCUAGUGGACCACUCCUGCACUAGGAUGUACACUCCCUCAGGUAGGCUAGUGGACCACUCCUGCACUAGGAUGUACACUCCCUCAGGUGGGCUAGUGGACCACCCCUGCACUAGGAUGUACACUCCCUCAGGAAGGCUAGUGGACCACUCCUGCACUAGGAUGUACACUCCCUCAGGUAGGCUAGUGGACCACUCCUGCACUAGGAUGUACACUCCGUCAGGUAGGCUAGUGGACCACUCCUGCACUAGGAUGUACACUCCCUCAGGUAGGCUAGUGGACCACUCCUGCACUAGGAUGUACACUCCCUCAGGUAGGCUAGUGGACCACUCCUGCACUAGGAUGUACACUCCGUCAGGUAGUCUAGUGGACCACUCCUGCACUAGGAUGUACACUCCGUCAGGUAGUCUAGUGGACCACUCCUGCACUAGGAUGUACACUCCCUCAGGUAGGCUAGUGGACCACUCCUGCACUAGGAUGUACACUCCCUCAGGUAGACUAGUGGACCACCCCUGCACUAGGAUGUACACUCCCUCAGGUAGGCUAGUGGACCACUCCUGCACUAGGAUGUACACUCCCUCAGGUAGGCUAGUGGACCACUCCUGCAAUAGGAUGUACACUCCCUCAGGUAGGCUAGUGGACCACUCCUGCACUAGGAUGUACACUCCCUCAGGUAGGCUAGUGGACCACCCCUGCACUAGGAUGUACACUCCGUUCGGUAGGCUAGUGGACUACUCCUGCACUAGGAUGUACACUCCCUCAGGUAGACUAGUGGACCACUCCUGCACUAGGAUGUACACUCCCUCAGGUAGGCUAGUGGACCACUCCUGCACUAGGAUGUACACUCCCUCAGGUAGGCUAGUGGACCACUCCUGCACUAGGAUGUACACUCCCUCAGGUAGGCUAGUGGAUCACUCCUGCACUAGGAUGUACACUCCCUCAGGAAGGCUAGUGGACCACUCCUGCACUAGGAUGUACACUCCCUCAGGUAGGCUAGUGGACCACUCCUGCACUAGGAUGUACACUCCCUCAGGAAGGCUAGUGGACCACUCCUGCACUAGGAUGUACACUCCCUCAGGUAGGCUAGUGGACCACUCCUGCACUAGGAUGUACACUCCGUCAGGUAGGCUAGUGGACCACCCCUGCACUAGGAUGUACACUCCCUCAGGUAGGCUAGUGGACCACUCCUGCACUAGGAUGUACACUCCCUCAGGUAGGCUAGUGGACCACUCCUGCACUAGGAUGUACACUCCCUCAGGAAGGCUAGUGGACCACUCCUGCACUAGGAUGUACACUCCCUCAGGAAGGCUAGUGGACCACUCCUGCACUAGGAUGUACACUCCCUCAGGUAUUCUAGUGGACCACUCCUGCACUAGGAUGUACACUCCCUCAGGUAGGCUAGUGGACCACUCCUGCACUAGAAUGUACACUCCCUCAGGUAGCCUAGUGGACCACUCCUGCACUAGGAUGUACACUCUCUCAGGUUGAGUGCUUUUAUUUGCCUGAAGAUGUUUUAUAUCCAUUUGAUGGUUUCCUGUUUCCUGU
Molecule: messenger RNA, 2873 nt
Organism: Salvelinus fontinalis (brook trout)
Lineage: Eukaryota; Metazoa; Chordata; Actinopteri; Salmoniformes; Salmonidae
Exons: 2
Coding region: 6-2816 (936 amino acids)
Source: RefSeq, a predicted model, not a curated record